UGGUUGAAAUAAACUGAAAUGAUUAGAUAUGCUGACCAUGCCUGAUGUAGUGUACACCUAUGGGUUUAAUCUGGGAUAUGGAUUUGGGUUCGGAGGACCAUACCUUCUACCCACAUACCUUGCAGAUACAGCUUUCACUUGUACACCGGUUAAAUUCCUAAAUGUGCUGAAUAAAUAUGGAUUUUCAAGCGGACUUAAUUCUCAAGUAAAAAUAGACCAGAUUCAAAAUUUUGGAGUUGAUUGUAAACAAGCUCUUCAUUGCCUUCUUCAGCACUCCGGAGGCUAUUCAGAGGCAGCAGAGGUCGAAUACCUUCUGGAGGAUCUUCAGGAGGCUGCUGCUCAAUAUAUUGCUCUUAUCAAUCCUUGAUCUUAUAUAGUUUAAUGUAUUGAUCUUAUCAACCCUUGAUCUUAUUUAGUUAAACAUAUUGAUCUUAUCAGCCCUUGAUCUUCAGUAUCUAUAUAUAAAUUUGGCUUG
Eurytemora carolleeae is the source of this 475-nucleotide messenger RNA. RefSeq lists its product as uncharacterized. NCBI's taxonomy places the organism in Eukaryota, Metazoa, Arthropoda, Copepoda, Calanoida, Temoridae. The transcript has 3 exons. The record is from RefSeq and is a predicted model, not a curated record. The coding region runs from base 29 to 367 and encodes 112 amino acids.